AUGGCAUGUUGUAUCUUGACGGCUUUUGUCAUGAACAGAAUCAUCAAAAUCUGCGAUACUUUUGAUAUACGCUUCCUUGAAAUCAAAUACAGCGAUGCAGAAGACAGCUGCGCUCCGGCAGAGUCGGUGAAGAAGAGGACAGAGUCAAAGACAUGCCGCAUUAGCAUUGGUGGUAUGACAUGUGGUGCUUGCGUCACAGCUAUCACAAAAGAGCUGGACAAUGUUGUUGGUGUUCUCAGAGCGAAUGUCUCGUUGCCUCUUGGGCGUGCCAGCAUAUUUUACGAUCCCGCCUUGACUACCUCUGAGAAAUUGAUGGAGGCAAUCCGUGUUUCGGGUUACGAGGCUACACUCGGGGAAAGAAGUUCAGAGGAGAUUAUGCAGAGACUGCGACAGUCCAAGGAGCUGCAGUCACUUCGAGAUGCUAUAUCCUCAGCGAGUGUAUGUUCUACACUCAUUCUUGGUCUGGAAUAUGUCCCUACAUUCUUGGGCAAGUUCUUCUUGGCAUCUACAAAGCGUGGAGUGAUUCCCUGGCUACUGCUUAUGAUGGCAUUCAGAGUUCAAGCUUGGGAUGCGCGGACAAUCCAUUUCCGAGCAUGGUCAAGAAAGAGCAAACUGGCUGUCGCCAUGGACACGCUAUUGAGUCUGUCACUAAUUCUCGGCCUUGGUUUAUCUGUAUUGCAAACGGCAUCUGGGAGGUUGGCGAUGAGCUCACAGCCAUAUGCAUCCUCGGGCUCUUUUCUGACUGUUGUCAUCCUCGCUGGUAGAUAUCUCGAAGCAGUCCUACGGAAGGAGAGUAAUGCGCACUUGAUAGCGCUUUACGAGAUGAAGGCAGAGAAGGAACUCUACCAAAUCUCUGGAGCUGAUGUUGUGCUGCCUGCAUCGCUGCUGAAGAAGAGCGACGAUGUUGUCAUUAUGCCGCAAGCUACCGUACCAUGCGAUUGUUAUAUCGUCGAGGGGAACUCAGCCAUCGACGAAUCGACUAUCACAGGAGAAGCGUUGCCUGUAACAAAAGAGAUGGGAGAUUUUCUGCUUGCAGGAACGAAAAAUCUAUCCCGUCGGCUGAGGGUCGUCAUAUGUCAGGAUCAGAGCGAGUCAUCCCUCGCCAAGGUUAUCGAAGGUGUGUCCACCGCCAGCGAGCAGCGACGCGAGGGCAUGGAGCCACUCGACAUGAUCAUGAAGGUCUUUGUGUCUGGGGUCAUGCUGCUAGCUCUCAUAUCAUUUGCGACUACUCUCAUCUAUCACUGGGGCUCACCGGGCUUGGAUAUCGUCACAGCCGCAUGUGAGCGGGCCAUGACUGUAUUGUCUGCUGCAUGUCCUUGUGGGAUAGGUCUGGCGACUCCGUCCGCAGCCAUGGCUGGUGUCGAUGCUGCAUAUUCCCAGGGUGUCCUUUUGAGUGGCGGUAUCGAAACGAUGGGAGCCCUAUGCAAAGCCACACAUAUCGUUAUGGACAAGACCGGAACGCUUACAAGAGGCAAUCUUGAUGUUGUGAGCCACCGUUUCGAUGGAGGAGUUAGGUUCAAUGAAGAUGCAUGUUUUCGGCUAUUGGCGGCUGCAGAAGCAGAAGACGCUCGUGUUCAUCCCGUUGCGAAAGCAGUCUUCAAGUGGGCGCUGACCAUGAGCAAUUUAAGCGGUAUGGCACGCUUCUCAGAACACGUGAAUAAAACACGCAAUCUCAGAUCUGCCACUGGUAAAGGAACGAGCUGCCAAGUCCAGAUUUUCGCCAACGUCUGGACAGAGGUUAGCAUAGGAUCGGCGGCAUACCUGAAAGAAAGCGGCAUCGAGGUCGCACUCGAAAGCAUCGAAGCCUCCAGAGUGUACUUUGCUUUUGAUGGGCGGUAUAGUGGUUACAUAUGUGUUCAAGACACCAUCCGCCCCGAAGCUUCUUCAGUCAUCCAAUCUCUCCUGUCAGACGGCUUGCAAGUCACUAUGUUGACUGGCGAUACCGAGCCCGAGGCCUCGCGCAUAUCAUCAGUCCUUGACAUUCCCGUCCUCGCAUCACGCGCCUCUCCUUUUGACAAGAUGCGGCACGUUCAAGACUUACAACAAGAAGGCCAUCGCGUCGUCAUGGUUGGUGAUGGUGUCAACGACUUCCUCGCACAGUCAAAAGCGGAUGUGGGCGUGUCUGUAUCGUUGGCACAAGACUGUCUGGCUCGCGCAGGGAGCGUAGUCAUAUUAUCAGGCAACUUGGAAUGUCUUGCUGCUGCGUUCUCCAUCUCAAGACAGGUGGUUGCUCAGGCGAGGAUAAAUGUAAGAUGGGCUUUGAUUUAUAAUUUCAUUGCUCUGAGUCUGGCCUUGGGCUUGUUCGAGAGCUGGGGCAUUGUUGUUACACCUCCUGUGGCUGCCAGUAUGAUGGCCACGUCAAGUGUCAGCGUGCUCUCUAUGAAGUCUAUUUCCCCCAAUGCCCCCACUGCCCUUAGGCCAGAAUCACCAAGUGCCAGCUUCACGCCGCAUGAGGACUUUGACAUCUCCAUUAUUUGGCAAAACUUGGAUGUUCGGAGCGACUUCUCCAUAUUUCGCAAGGAGUCGCAAGGACCGAUUGAGCGGAUCAUGGUCGACUUUGCAAAAGUGCUGGAGAGUGGCUUGUUUGAGGUGGUGAGUGUGAAUGCGAUCGUUGUAGUCAUCCCCGCUGUCUCCACUGUCGCACGCACCUCUUGUUCAACCAUGGAGGACAACCUUUCUGCCGCCCGAGCAUCUCGGCGCCACCUCGAAGAGCGCCUUCGCAACGACUGGGAGUAUCCCGACGUACCCGCAGUAUGGUCCGCCUCUGACGAGGAAGUGCGCGACGCUGCCGAUUUCCGCGAGCGCUACUACGGCGAGUCUGAAUCUGGCGACUCGGAUCACGAGGACGAGGGCGAGGGCACCGGCCCAUACAGAUUCGACAACCCAGAGAGCAUCGGCGAUGCAGUAGCGAGCACCAGAGAGGCGCGCAGGAGGCGUCGCAAAGAGAGGCUCGAGCGCGAAAUGAAAGACAACGAGGGCUUGCGCAUUUGGGUGCAGCGACGAGAUGUGUGGACAGGCGCAGCGAGCGUCAAGAAGUACGGCACGAACCGACAGCGACACGCGGACCGCCCGUCUUCUGCAGCAGGCUACUCGUCCGAAGAGCAUGCCGUCACCCCCACGGGCUCCGAGGCACACUCCAUCACCAGCGCAACACCCGACACGUUUGACCUCGUCCCCGUCGCCGCGCCCCUCCUCGCCGACAACCCAAUUCGCGCAUCCAUCACGCCCAAGGCCUACAAGGACAUCUUCCAGAAAAUCGUAGUCUCGUCGCGCACGCCCUCGGUCCCCAUCAACCUCGCGGACAUGACAAAGGCGCUGGUGCAAGGCUGGAAGGACACGGACGAAUGGCCUCCGCGGGUUGGACCGCCCGAACCUCUUGCUGGUAAGAAGCGUUCUGUCACUGGCGCUGCAUCGAAUGGACACCACGGUGGCUUCAUUGCGCGACAUCCUCAUCUAGAGAAGAGCGUCGACGGCAUGAAACGCAUUCUACAUCUCAACGGGCAUCAUGAGCACGGGCAUGGGGAGAGCAAGGCUGAGGGUUGA
Alternaria burnsii is the source of this 3543-nucleotide messenger RNA. RefSeq lists its product as uncharacterized. The record is from RefSeq and is a predicted model, not a curated record. Lineage: Eukaryota; Fungi; Ascomycota; Dothideomycetes; Pleosporales; Pleosporaceae. Gene Ontology annotation, molecular function: ATP binding; P-type divalent copper transporter activity; ATP hydrolysis activity. Bases 1 to 3543 code for a protein of 1180 amino acids. Gene Ontology annotation, biological process: monoatomic cation transport; copper ion homeostasis. Gene Ontology annotation, cellular component: membrane. The transcript has 4 exons.